AUAUUGUGCUUCGUGUCGCGAUAGUUGUAAUUUACGAUUUCGGUGAAAUUUGCAAAUAACAUUAGAUUCAUACAAGUGUUAGAACGUGCAUUUAGUCGUCACAUCGUUAAAUUACUGCAUUAUUACGAUUCUAAAAACGAAAUAUAGAAUAAUAAUUAAAUUAUUGAACUUUUUCUACGUAAGACUAAAGCAAAGAUGAGUAACGACAACAAUGAGCUCGUGCAGACUGUAACAGGUCCUGUACAGCUUGAUAGUCUCGGCACAACACUAACGCAUGAACAUCUAUCCUGCGACUUCGAGAAAUUAUAUAAUAAUGAAGUUCCGUGGUUUCAUGAGAAUGGUUUCUUUGCACCUUUAUAUUCUGGCAGUUUUUCCAUACGCAAGCGAUUUCCAUAUUGUAAUUUAAAUAAUUUAUGUUUCAAUGAUCCUGAUAUAAUGGUAACUAUGUUGUAUGAAUUAUCCUUAUUCAAAAAUGCAGGCGGUAAAACCAUCGUGGAAAAUACUAGUAACGGUUUGCGUCGCGAUUUAAAAAAAUUGCAAGAUUAUAGUGUGAAAUGCGAAAUUAAUAUAAUUGCAGGAACAGGAUAUUAUACUGCUAGCGUGCAGAAUGACUCAAACCUUAAUUUUACGCAAGAAGAAAUAUACAAUAAAUUAUUGAAUGAUCUAACUAACGAGAUAGAAGAAUCCUAUCAAAUUGGCGAUUCUAAUAAUAAGAUAAAAGCAGGAUUCAUCGGAGAAGUAGGCAGCAAUUGGCCAAUCCACGAGUUUGAAAAACAUUCUAUUCGUGCCACUGGCGAAAUUCAAGCGCAACUGCAUUGUCCUGUGAAUUUGAAUCCCGGCGUUGAGGAAGAAGCACUUAGGGAAGUAAUUAGACUCUAUCGAGAGGCCGGUGGUGAUUCUAGAAAAGCGGCCAUAUCCAACAUUGAUCGCACGUUGUGGCACGAGGACAAAUUUAUGGAAUUCAUGGACGAUACUAAACACACUUACGUACAACUUGAUCUGUUUGGUACUGAGCAUUCUUUCUGUCGAAUAAGAAAUAGGUAUUACAAGAUAUUAUCAGACGCACAACGUAUCAAACGUCUCACAAAACUGAAGGAUGAAGGAAACUUGGAUCGAAUUCUCAUAAGUCAUGAUAUUCAUACUAAGGAUAGAUUGGUCACUUAUGGCGGUCUCGGAUACGCCCAUAUUUUGAAAAACUUUGUGCCACAUAUGUCAAGAUGGAAUUUUACAGUUAACGAUACAACGAUGUUAACCACUGAAAAUCCUAAGAGAUGGCUAAGCUGGAAAUAAUAAUUCACACAAAAGAAAAUUUGCAUAUUACUUUUUUUAUGUAAAGCACGAUGUAUAAAAC
This is a messenger RNA of Linepithema humile (Argentine ant), 1351 nucleotides long. RefSeq names its product phosphotriesterase-related protein-like. Gene Ontology annotation, biological process: catabolic process. Lineage: Eukaryota; Metazoa; Arthropoda; Insecta; Hymenoptera; Formicidae. Gene Ontology annotation, molecular function: zinc ion binding; hydrolase activity, acting on ester bonds. The record is from RefSeq and is a predicted model, not a curated record.